ACGUGAUUUUGACGUUUGGUUUAUAGGUUAGGUAUAAUUUGUGUGUAGGAUAAUAGCUUGGAUAAUAGUAUUUCAUAAAAAUAAAGAAGACCACAAAAUGGAUAUAGAUAAUGACUUACCUAUAAGUGUGCAAGCUAGGUUUAAGUCUGACACCGGAGAAGAAACCGGCAGUCCAUUAGAUUUACCUUUAAAUGUUACUAAAGAACAACUAACACUUAUUUGCAAUGCCUUAUUAAAAGAGGAAGACAAACCAUUUUUAUUUUUCGUCAAAGAUGUUGAAAUUACAUCAACCCUCAAAGACACCCUAGAUGUUGAUAAGUUAAACUCCGAAGAGGUGGUAGAAAUCAUAUAUCAACAGCAGGCUGUGUUUAAAGUCAGACCUGUUACUCGUUGUACAAGCUCUAUACCAGGUCAUGCCGAAGCUGUAAUAUCAACAAGCUUUAGCCCAUCAGGGAAAUAUUUAGCCAGUGGAUCAGGAGACACAACUGUCAGAUUUUGGGAUUUACAAACACAGACUCCACUGCAUGUUUGUAAAGGCCACACAAACUGGGUACUUUGCAUAUCCUGGUCUCCAGAUAACUCCAAACUGGCAUCAGCUUGCAAACAAGGAAGAAUCAUGCUAUGGGAUCCUGUAUCUGGUAACCAGAUUGGCAAAACUAUGAUAGGUCAUAAACAAUGGGUUACUGCACUUGCUUGGGAACCUUAUAUCAAGAAUCCAGAAUGCCGCAAGCUAGCCAGUUCUUCCAAAGAUGGGGAUGUAAGGAUAUGGGAUACAGUGACCGGACACACCAUACAAAGCCUGACUGGACAUACUAAAGCAGUGACCUGUGUCAAGUGGGGUGGCACUGGUCUCAUUUAUACUGCUUCACAAGACAGAACCAUAAAGGUGUGGAGAUCUGAAGAUGGUAUAUUAUGUAGAACACUGGAAGGCCAUGCACACUGGGUCAACACGUUGGCACUAAGCACAGAUUAUAUCUUAAGAACUGGACCUUUUCACCCCAUCCUAGACAGGCUUGACUAUACAAAUGAUAAGAAAGUGUUACAGCAGCGGGCUCUAGAAAGGUACGAGCAAACAUGCCCAAAGGGUGAAGAGCGACUGGUGAGCGGUUCAGACGACUUCACGUUAUUCCUGUGGCUGCCAGAGAAAGAGAAGCGGCCCCUCGCUCGUAUGACCGGGCAUCAGCAGCUGAUCAAUGAUGUCAAGUUCUCACCUGAUACAAGGUUCAUAGCUUCUGCAUCUUUCGACAAGUCAGUAAAGUUAUGGGAGUCCACAACGGGAAAAUUUAUUACAACUUUAAGAGGACACGUGCAGGCAGUGUACAUGUUAGCUUGGUCAGCUGACUCCAGACUAUUGCUCAGUUCUAGCGCAGAUUCAACACUAAAAGUGUGGAAUAUGAAAACAAAGAAGCUUGAGCUGGAUUUGCCGGGACAUGCUGACGAGGUGUAUGCUGUUGAUUGGUCACCCAACGGUACACAUGUGGCUUCAGGGGGAAAAGACAAAGUUUUGAAACUGUGGCAGCACUAGAAGAUAAGAUGAACCAGAUUGUUAUCAAUUGCUUUAUUGUGCAAAAUAAAAACAUACUACAUAAUUAAAAAACACAGUUUUAAAUAAAGGCUAUUUUAUUUUAA
Maniola jurtina (meadow brown) is the source of this 1629-nucleotide messenger RNA. RefSeq names its product notchless protein homolog 1 (gene Nle). NCBI's taxonomy places the organism in Eukaryota, Metazoa, Arthropoda, Insecta, Lepidoptera, Nymphalidae. The record is from RefSeq and is a predicted model, not a curated record. The coding region runs from base 98 to 1525 and encodes 475 amino acids. Gene Ontology annotation, biological process: Notch signaling pathway; ribosomal large subunit assembly. Gene Ontology annotation, cellular component: nucleolus. The transcript is spliced from 10 exons. Gene Ontology annotation, molecular function: protein binding.